AUGGAAACAAGCCCUGAAACUGAUGGGCUUCAACUUCAGAUCCCGUCAGAAACUAGAAGACGGGGUUCUGUUUUCUUGGAUAUUAUCUGUACUCCUUUUUCUAAGACACGUAAUUUCUGCAAGACUUACCGUGAGGUGUUGAAGAACAUUUUCUUGGUUAUCCUUGGUGCAGCAUACCUAGCUUACCUCAUUGCAUCAUGCUGGCUGAACUUUCAGCGAGCCUUAGCUUUGGUUAUAUUUACUUGUGCUGCGGUUGUGGUGAUGGUUUUUACCCUGGUAAAGAAUUGGUGGGGCGCCAAGAUUGUCCUGUUACUGAGUCCUGUUACAAAGCCCCUUCAGAAUGCUUGGCCAUGGUUGAAAUGGGUACUUUGCCUAUCUGUUUUAAUUGGUCUAAUUACCUGGAUGGUUUUUGAAGCGUCCCAAAGAAAAGAGCAGCUAGUCUCUUUGGGUGGCUACUGUGUGCUCAUAGGGCUGCUUUUUGCCUGCUCCAAACACCAUCGUCAUGUGUCCUGGAGAACUGUGUUUUGGGGGCUUGCUCUGCAGUUUCUCCUUGGCGUCUUGAUCAUCCGGACAGAACCUGGAUUUCAAACUUUCCAGAUUAUUGGUGCUCAAGUCCAGACAUUCCUGGACUUUACCAUAGCUGGCUCCAGUUUCGUCUUUGGGGACAAACUGAUCAAAGAAUCCUUUGCUUUUCUGGCUCUGCCCAUCAUUGUCUUCUUCAGUUCUGUGAUAUCUGUCCUCUACUACCUGGGAAUUAUACAGUGGGUAAUUACCAAGAUCUCUUGGCUGCUUCAAAUUACAAUGAACACAACAAUCGCAGAGUCGCUGAGUGUGGCAGGGAACAUAUUUCUAGGAAUGACAGAGGCACUGAUGUUGAUUCACCCCUACCUGGCAGAACUGACAGGCUCAGAAAUCCAUGCUAUAAUGACUGGAGGCUUCGCCACCAUUGCUGGCAGUGUAUUGGGAGCCUAUGUUUCAUUUGGGAUUGAUGCAUCCUCCUUGGUUGCAGCUUCAGUUAUGGCAGCACCAUGUGCGCUGGCUAUGGCGAAACUCGUGUACCCAGAAGUAGAAGAAUCAAAGUUCCGAAAUGCAGAGAAUAUCAAUAUUUCCUGUGGGGAAGCACAGAACCUUCUAGAAGCUGCCAGCACUGGUGCUGCCAUGUCCGUGGAGGUGAUUGCUAGUAUUGCAGCCAACCUUAUAGCUUUCCUGGCUAUGUUAGCCUUCGUCAACUCUGCACUUGCUUGGCUGGGUGAGCUGGUUAACAUACCGGAACUCUCCUUCCAGUUGAUCUGCUCCUAUGUUUUGAUGCCGGGAGCAUUCUUGUUAGGGGCAAGCUGGGAUGAUGCACCUGUGGUAGCUGAACUGCUGGGAAUGAAGCUCUUCUUAAAUGAGUUUGUGGCCUAUCAGUAUCUGUCAAGCAUGAGGAAAAAGCGGUUGGAUGGAAAGCCUGAGUGGGGCAAAACAAGAAAACAGUGGAUUUCAGUGAGAUCUGAAACCAUCAUAACGUUUGCUCUUUGUGGCUUUGCAAAUCUGGGCUCCACUGGAAUCAUGCUAGGAGUACUGUCAUCCCUGGUACCAGAGCGGAAGAGUGAGUUCUCUCGCAUCAUCAUGCGGGCUUUGUUCACUGGAUUCUCUGUCUCUUUGGUCAACUCAUGCAUUGCAGGUAUCCUAUAUAUGCCUAGAGGAGAAGUCACUGACUGCCCAAAAUUCUUCAGUACAACCAUUCUCAACACUACCAGCUACAAUAUCUAUCGUUGCUGCAAACAAUUGUUUGCCAGCACUGUGGCUGGUUCCGGUGGAUCAUUUUCGUUUACUGGCGAUUGGAGCAACGUCAAUUCUCAGGAUUACUUAAAGAAAUGCUGUAAACACUAUGUGGACAAGGUUUGUGGCAAUGUGUGA
Molecule: messenger RNA, 1899 nt
Organism: Anolis sagrei ordinatus
Lineage: Eukaryota; Metazoa; Chordata; Lepidosauria; Squamata; Anolidae
Source: RefSeq, a predicted model, not a curated record